UUAAAAUGGGUCCACAUUAUUAAUUAUUCUUAUUUUAGGUAGUGUGGUUGUGUGUGAGUUUCGAGCCAAGUUGAUAAGGCUACAAUGUGAGAAAUUUCGAAAUUUGCGUUACCUGAGAUGUUGUAGAUAAUUUGUAAUACAAUAAUAUCUCUUUUGUAUUCUAUUUACAUAUAUGUGGAGUGAGUAAGCAUCGACGAAGUAUCCAAGUGAAUUAUUUACCGUGCGGAGACCUUAAUUAUUUGGGGUUUUCUCAAGUGAGUGAAUUAAAACGUCACAUAUCGGAUGCGUGGCGGGUACUCGAAUCGAUUUUUAAUUGUGAUGUCAAAAUUGUAGAUCCAUUAGGAAGUGAGCGUUAAAACAGUGCUUCUAUAUUCAAAGAGCUGGCCGGAUAUGUAUGGUUGUUUAAUAAUUGUUUAUUGUUAAUUGUUAUAGCGAAAUUCAUCAAGUGGCCUGGCAGUUUCCUUUCGCCCACCACCCUUUAAAGACGUCUGGGCCCAAAGCAGAAGCAGUAAGAGGUCAGCUGUGUUGACAAACAUUUUGUCAUAAUGCACACAGUCAUGGCUAAUAAUACUUGUGAAGGCAUGGAUGAAGUCGGACUGCUCCGGUACGUCAUAAUCAACCUAGUCUUCUUCAUCGGGGUUGCCGGCAACCUGGCCGCCCUGUGGAUCCUUUACAAAUCGGCCAAGACCAGAAACAAAAAGCACGUUUUAUUGUUAAGGUGCCUAGCAGUCAACGAUUUAGUGGCUGAAGUUGGUAUGUUUUCCAUUAUAACUCUACAAAAAUACAAGUUGAUUCCCGUGUAUUGGAUUUGUGUUGGUUUUGUGUUACUUCGUGCUUUUGGAAUCGGAUCGGGAUGUGUUGCUUUUGUGAUGGCCCUCGAGCGAUGGUUGGCCCUUACAAGACCUUUCUAUUAUCAACAGCUAGUCACUUACCGAAUUUUAAAAAUAUUUGUAUUCUCUUUGUGGUCCGGAGGAGCCUUAUUAACUUACCUUCCCCUUCUUGGUUUCGGAUUGUACUACAACGGUAAAUGUUGCAGAUACAGAGACGCAACAGAACUUCGAGAUCAAAUAUAUGCUUACAUGUUCUUGGUUUUCGGUACUGCGUUAUGCUUGUGCAUAGCAUUUUGCAAUUUAACUGUUAUAUGGGAGUUAUCAAAAAUCCGUCCACAUGGCCGUGUUUUAAUGAGGAGGGUUAGCAGGUCGACAAUGAACAGCCGUGUUAUGGCUGCAAAAUAUCAAACCCCCGAAGAAAUAGCUUUUGCAAAAUUGAUGGCAAUUAUUUGUAUCAUAUUUGUAGUUUGCUGGGCUCCUCAAAUGAUCUCAAUUCCAUUAGCCCAGUUUUGGAAAGGUUCAACUUUUGAUGGGAUAUUUGCAAAAAUGGCAAAUUUUCUCAUGUGUACUUACUUUACUUUGGACCCGUACGUUUACGUGUUGCAGCGUUACAUCGAAAAAAAGAAAAUAGCGCUGGGUUGUUGCUGGCCGCGCCGAUCCACGGGUAGUAUCACCACUUCUUCAAUAACAGCAGGAACGCCCACUUCCGUACUUCUGAAUCCUCCUUCCUUUACUAGUCCUUCCAUUAUGUAAAUUUUAACCUUUUUACAAGUAUUUAUUGGUUUCUUCAAGAUAUUUCUUAAUUAUACCACUUAUCUACGUUGUUUAGUACGUAUAUAGGAGUCUUUGUUUAGAAAAUUACUUGACCCAAAUCUCGCUUGAUGAAUGACUCAGAUAAGACAGCAUUGCAUGUUGAUUCAAAAUUUAUCUACCAGUAGGGCAGAUGGUAUUACGAAUACACUUUAUAAAGCGAACACUUCAAGGAAUAUCGAGUGGUUUUCCAGGUUGAGUUAACAAAAGUUGAAAGCACAAUUUUUUGUGUUCAGAAUAUAUGACAAAUGUGAUAGCUAGGAGUCGUAACAUAAGCAGCGUUAAAACCUGCUUUGAGAUUUUAACAUGGCUUGACUUGUGUAUUAAAACUUCUAGUGUAAAAUAAAACGAAAUUAACGGAGAUUGUUCUUGGAAUUUUCUGAUCAUUUCACUUCAUAAAAUAUUUGUUUUAUCAGUACCGACUUCUCCCUUUAGUCCAAAGCGUUUUACUUACACUGCAUGUAUUGUUUAACUAAUUUACAUAGUUCGUGCGUUUAAAGCGUUUACAUAUAUUCGUUAUCAAAGUUAAGCGAAAAUGUAUAUCUGUUGUUUUUUUUAUAGAAGAAAACGUCACAUCGCUUCCGGCCGUUUUGCAAAGCGAACAAGACGAAAAGAAUCUGUAUGUAGAUAGAUACUUAUAAAGUAUAGUAUGUACACAUACGCUAGUAUAAUGUAUACUUAUUAACCAAAGACUCUUGUGCAUGACUAAUUUCAAUGGAUAUUUUAUAUGUUCUUUGUCGUCAUAUCUAUUUAUAAUAAGAAACAUUGCAAUAUUUUCACAGUGUCUGGAGAAUAUUUAAAAAUACUGUAUUUUGUGUGUAAGAACGUUCUUAUAAUUAUUGUAGUUUUGUUGUCUUUAUUUUGUUAAUCUACACGUCUGUACUUUAGCCAUUCUAACUUCUAUGCAUUUGGCUCUGAUAGGUGGCCACCUCUGUGUAGGUAUAAAGACGUAACUGUUUGUAAAUAUAUGGUAAACUGGUGCUAACAGAUUGUUAGAGGACUAGUUGACUGUGUAUGUAAAAUUGUUUUUGGAGACAAGAACACGGUAUUGUAUUUUUGUUAUAUUGAAAUAACAGACUGAUAUUAUUUUUGUGAUAUGAGUGUAUAUAAGAUUAGCUCUUAUAAAAUAUUAACAGAA
Tribolium castaneum (red flour beetle) is the source of this 2778-nucleotide messenger RNA. RefSeq lists its product as uncharacterized. The transcript is spliced from 5 exons. The record is from RefSeq and is a predicted model, not a curated record. Gene Ontology annotation, molecular function: G protein-coupled receptor activity. Gene Ontology annotation, biological process: inflammatory response; adenylate cyclase-activating G protein-coupled receptor signaling pathway; positive regulation of cytosolic calcium ion concentration. Gene Ontology annotation, cellular component: plasma membrane. NCBI's taxonomy places the organism in Eukaryota, Metazoa, Arthropoda, Insecta, Coleoptera, Tenebrionidae. The coding region runs from base 546 to 1583 and encodes 345 amino acids.